AUGGAGAACUUAUCCAUCAUAGUCAGUUUUGAGCUGACCCUGGAUCCAUUUUCCAUCCCUCCAAGAGCAAAAUAUCCCAUAUUUCUUUUUGGCAUCUUCAUCUACAUGUUUGGUGCUUUUUGUAAUCUGACCCUGUUGCUGCUCAUUAUUCUGAAACAAAGUCUCCACAAGCCAAUUUACUUCAUUCUGUUCAGCCUCCCUCUGAAUGAUUUUGUGGGAAUCACUUCUAUGCUUCCCAAGGUGCUCUCUGACAUUGUGAUGGAAACCAAUGACACAUACUAUCCCCUCUGUGUGCUCCAGGGAUUUCUGCUCCACAUGUAUGGGGGUGCUGUGUUGUUCAUCCUGGCUGCCAUGGCUUUUGAUCGCUAUAUUGCCAUUUGCAUGCCUCUGCGUUACAAUGCUCUCAUGACACCAAAGUUUGUGAUGGGAAUUGUUGCUUUUGUAUGGGGCCUUGACCUUUUUUUCAUCGUUGUGCUCUUUUCUUUGCAGGGAAUGCAUUCAAGAUGUAGAUCCCAUAUUGUGAGUGUGUUUUGUGAUAACCCUUCUCUUGUUAAGCUGGCCUGUGGUAAUACUACAGUUAACAACAUCUUUGGCUUAUUUACAACAGCCAUGAUGCAGAUUAUUAGCGUUUCCAUUCAAGUAUUUUCGUAUGUGAAGAUUUUGAUUACCUGCUUGGCCACGAGUAGGUCUGACGCAAAGAGCAAGGCCAUCAACACUUGUAUUGCCCAACUGGUUAUUUUCAUCAUGUUUGAGGUUGUUGGAAGUUUCACCAUCCUGUCACACAGGUUUUCAAAUGUAAACGCAAAUCUGCAAAAGAUUAUGGGAAUGCUCAUUUUUCUAGUGCCUCCACUUCUGAAUCCAAUAGUUUAUGGAUUGAACAGCCACGAAUUACGAAAUAACCUGUUAAAAAUCUUGCGCAGAAAAAUCUCUAAAAUGUAA
Messenger RNA from Labeo rohita (rohu), 939 nucleotides. RefSeq names its product olfactory receptor 52J3-like. Gene Ontology annotation, biological process: G protein-coupled receptor signaling pathway. The transcript has a single exon. Bases 1 to 939 code for a protein of 312 amino acids. Gene Ontology annotation, molecular function: G protein-coupled receptor activity; olfactory receptor activity. The record is from RefSeq and is a predicted model, not a curated record. Gene Ontology annotation, cellular component: membrane. Lineage: Eukaryota; Metazoa; Chordata; Actinopteri; Cypriniformes; Cyprinidae.